Serinus canaria (Common canary) is the source of this 996-nucleotide messenger RNA. RefSeq lists its product as uncharacterized. The record is from RefSeq and is a predicted model, not a curated record. Bases 331 to 996 code for a protein of 221 amino acids. The transcript has 3 exons. NCBI's taxonomy places the organism in Eukaryota, Metazoa, Chordata, Aves, Passeriformes, Fringillidae.
UGUGGAAAGUUCCUGUGCAGAGCAGGAUCCUUGGCAAGAAUUCACCUCCCCCAGAAUGCAGCAAGUCUGGCUGCUUGUGCAGGGGAAGGUGCCAAAGGAGCCUGUGCACAGCUUGGGUCACAAGCUUCCCUCAGAGCAGGAGCAGUGCCAAGCGAUGUGCCUUGCUGCGGUUUGGGGGCAGCGUGGGAUCUCCCGGAGCAGCUUAAUCCCAGGGCUGCUUGGAAGGGGGCUCCUCUCUCACCUGGGGAGUGUCGCAAAGCUGUCACACGGAGUUUUCAAGACAUUGUACGUGCCAUUUUAAGUCUUGUGGAACGCGAUUUGGGAGAUCCCAUGCAAAAACCAGAGCUACGCUGGCUCAGCACAGUGACAGGCUCGGCUCUGCCAGAGAGAUUCGUGCCCUCGGCAAGCCCGGCUGCGUCUCGCUUCGUGUGCGAGCUCGCUUCCCGCGGGAGGAACCCACCCGGGGCAGGCAGGGAGCGGGCAGGCAGCUCUCGCAGCCAGCCUGGGCACGGCAGGCGGGGACACGCGUGGGACACACAGCGCAGACACAGGCUGCCACCUGCCCGCGGGGACACGCGUGGGACACACAGCGCGGACACAGGCUGCCACCUGCCCGCGGGGACACGCGUGGGACACACAGCGCGGACACAGGCUGCCCCUGCCCGCGGGGACACACAGCGCGGACACAGGCUGCCACCUGCCCGCGGGGACACGCGUGGGACACACAGCGCGGACACAGGCUGCCACCUGCCCGCGGGGACACACAGCGCGGACACAGGCUGCCACCUGCCCGCGGGGACACACAGCGCAGACACAGGCUGCCACCUGCCCGCGGGGACACGCGUGGGACACACAGCACAGACACAGGCUGUCACCUGCCCGCGGGGACACACAGCACAGACACAGGCUGCCACCUGCCCGCGGGGACAGGCAAGGACAGCCGGCAGCCCCAAAACAGCCCAGCGUGGCUGCUCAAGCAAGUUUAAAGGAGCUUAA